Molecule: messenger RNA, 1216 nt
Organism: Ananas comosus (pineapple)
Lineage: Eukaryota; Viridiplantae; Streptophyta; Magnoliopsida; Poales; Bromeliaceae
Product: dof zinc finger protein DOF1.1-like
Exons: 2
Coding region: 241-879 (212 amino acids)
Biological process (GO): regulation of DNA-templated transcription
Molecular function (GO): DNA binding; DNA-binding transcription factor activity
Source: RefSeq, a predicted model, not a curated record
CCUCUCAACCCCUCUUCUCUUUGUACAUAGGUUUUAAUUACCAGCUCUGCUCAUCAUCAACACUCAUAGAAGGUGUCCACAAGCCAGUGUUGUUUUCUUUUCCCUCGCAGCGGCCAAAUUCGACAUGCUCUCUUAUUCUGAUCACGCCUCGCGCAUCGCCGACUCUUUCCGAUCGCCUUCGACGCGCUGCUGCCGCCGCCGCCGCCGGUCUCUUCCGCAGUCUCCCUCCCCUCCAUUCAGAUGGGCCUCUCCUCCAACCAUGUUUCCGGCAAUACUGUCAUGGCCUCCCAACAACAACAACAACAAAAGUGUGAAUCGGAAGUGCCGCUGAGGUGCCCGCGGUGCGAGUCGGCGAACACCAAGUUCUGCUACUACAACAACUACAGCAAGUCGCAGCCGCGGCACUACUGCCGCGCCUGCCGCCGCCACUGGACGGCCGGCGGCGUCCUCCGUGACGUGCCCGUCGGCGGCCUUCGCAAGAGCAAGCGCCGCAGGACGUCAAAAUCGUCGCCAACUGCCGACACCACUGAAGACACAAGUGCUGCAAGUGCAGAUCUCGACACGACCGUCCAUGCACCUCUCCACCACCCUACACAAUUCCCGCCCUUGGACUGCGACGUUGCAUGGUUUUCGUGCCCUCCGCCUUCGGCGACGGUGAACGUCGUCGAGAGUUCGGCCUACGACGACAUGACGAAUCCUUUCUCCUCCGUGUCGUCUUCGUCGACCUCCGGCUUGUCGCCGUGCAAUUUGAUCGGCGGCCUCGAUGAGGAGAGCCUCGCCGAAUUCGACUACUGGGACGAGAUGACCGAUCUAGUCACUCUUGAGCACAAUUCGAGCCCAAUUCCCGGCCGGAUCGUGGAGGGUUCAUGGAUUGAGUAAUGUUGCAUCUGCUUACCAACAACUUCUAUAUUAGUUUCUACAUUAUUAUGUAGUUUAGUCGUUAAUUUUCUAAGUCCUUCCCUCUUAAUUACUAGAAUGAUAUAAAAAUUAUCCAUAAGUGUGUGUGCGUGUGUUUUUUUUUUUGUUGAAGUUAAAGAUAUGUAAGCGUAGUUUCUUGCGGAGGCCACCAUUUUUCUUAUGGCCUCUUGAUAGGGUUUUAAGGCUCAUUACUCUAAAAAUUAUUUUACUUCUUUUUUUUUUUUUUUAACUCUAUGUUGGAUUUUCAGUCUCAAUGUUACUUGAUGGUAAAUAUAUGUAUUUGAGAUUUGAGAUGAAA